AUGGAUCCAAAUACCAUCCUCACUAUUGAAGCAGGUGAUCUGUUACCAGAUCCAUCUCUAUAUAGAAGGCUUAUCGGAAGACUUCUGUAUCUUACCAUCUCACGACUCGAUAUAACGUACAUUGUUCAUAAGCUAAGUCAAUUCAUGCAAAGUCCAAGAAGUACUCAUCUUAAGGCUAUCCAUCAUCUACUGCAGUAUCUAAAAGGCACACCUGGAAAAGACAUUUUAUUCCCAUCUGAUUCAAAACUUAAGUUGACUGUUUAUAGUGGUGCAGAUUGGGCAGGGUGCCUCAAUACAAGAAGAUCGACUACAGGAUUUGCCAUUUUUCUAGGAGAAUCCUUAAUCUCUUGGAGGUCUAAAAGACAAAACACAGUAUCCAAAUCAUCUACUGAGGCUGAAUACAGGUCUAUCUUUGCUGCAUCUACUGUUGAGGAGGAUUAUGAGAUUGGUCAAUUACCAGAAAAUCCAACACUUAAUCAAAUCAAGUAUCAUAAGGAAAGAAAGAAGCGAAAAUCAAAGGCAAAGUCUUAUCUAUUUUCUGCUGUUUCUCAAUCAAUCUUCACCAGAAUUGUGACUCUAAAGUCAGCAAAGGCUAUCUGGGAUUUUCUCAAACAAGAGUAUGAAGGAAAUGAGAGAGUCAAAGGGAUGCAAGUGCUGAAUUUGAUCAGGGAGUUUGAGAUGUAG
This is a messenger RNA of Cajanus cajan (pigeon pea), 684 nucleotides long. Lineage: Eukaryota; Viridiplantae; Streptophyta; Magnoliopsida; Fabales; Fabaceae. The record is from RefSeq and is a predicted model, not a curated record.